This is a messenger RNA of Thelazia callipaeda (thelaziosis nematode), 1257 nucleotides long. NCBI's taxonomy places the organism in Eukaryota, Metazoa, Nematoda, Chromadorea, Rhabditida, Thelaziidae. The record is from the annotation of a GenBank genome assembly.
AUGGAUCAUAAAGAAAUUCUUCGAGUAGAUGGCGAUUCGAUUUGGGGUCGAAUAACCUUACUGCUCAAUUUGUUGGCCGGUAGAACUUGCACUGGACAUGAACGCUCUGAAUUUUAUGGCAAUAUUCUUUUGACAUCAUUAAAAAAGCCGAAAAAAGAAAUUCCUUUACGUUAUUUGACGGAUGAGGUAAUGAUUCAUUUAUGCAAAAGAGGUAGCAAGUAUCAGGCCAAAAAUUUUGCUUCAAUUAUGCGUAUGUUUCUUACUCUCUGUACAGUUAUUAAAAACAAGAUAAUUGAAGGCAAACUGCGGCAAACAACGGAUGAGGUUGAUGAGAUAUUACGUUUUCUGCUACUGAUGUCAAACAUUGGUCUCAAAUACUUGAAUGCUGACGAUGAUAGUGAUUCUGAAUCCGAAUCACCUUAUCCAUGGAAACGAAUUAUAAAUGUUGACCUACCACCUUCAACUGUGAUGUUUUAUUUCAAUUAUUAUUUUAAAUCAAUUUUGGAAUCGUAUGUAGUCACUCGCUCAAUAAGACUGCCUCUUGAUCGUGUCAAUGCUCAAAGUGUAGUCAAGAACUAUGUAAAUCCGUUAGUUUCAGAAAACACUGAAAAUCAGAACGAAAUACAAGAAAAUGCUUAUCGUAUCAAGAAUCAGCCCCAUCGACGUGAAUGUAAUCUAGAAUUGCAUAGUUUAACAAACUUAGAAGUUGGUGAUAUCUUCAACAUGGAUGGAUUAUUCACGAUUUCAAGAAAACAUAGGGUGUAUUUGGAGUUAGAUGAUAUCAACUUGUUACCACGAUUAGCAACACCAUUUUUAGAGUUUGCUGACAGGUUAAAAUCAAUACAUUGGUUAUGUGAUGUGGAAGCAUUUCUUAAUGGACCGAAUUUAGCGACAAAAUCAUAUGUCUAUUCCAAAAACAAAAACGUUGUGGAUAGUAGAGUGUUGUUGUGUGUAAAGUUAUUUGGAUAUGAAAGACUGUGGAAAUUUCGCGAUGAAAUCAUGUGUUUCUUUAAUGGAAAAAACAAAUUUGAUGGUGAAUAUGUUCGAAACUCACUGCAAGAACUUCUUCGCAUGUGCGAUAUUUUUGGCUAUUCCAUUGAUCUCUUGCUUUGUGUGAAAAAUACUAGCGCAUGGCAUGCAGAUGCGUUGUUGAAUAUUUUUUAUACCGCGAAAAUUAUGAAAGGACGGAUGUUGCCAGCAUUAGAUGAAUUUUGUGAUGAUGCUCUCGUUGUGAUCAUCCAACAUUACGCUAAGUAA